This is a messenger RNA of Lucilia sericata (common green bottle fly), 1173 nucleotides long. RefSeq lists its product as uncharacterized. Lineage: Eukaryota; Metazoa; Arthropoda; Insecta; Diptera; Calliphoridae. Bases 1 to 1173 code for a protein of 390 amino acids. The record is from RefSeq and is a predicted model, not a curated record. The transcript is spliced from 5 exons.
AUGGGACCAGCUUAUGCUAGUGAGUCAGCACAAAAAUCAAACUACUUUUUAGAACAUCAAAGUAAUAAUCCAUUUCUGCAACAAAUUGAGAACGAGGAAUUCUUCAAAACUAGUAUUAUAUUUGGCAAGCCAAUUAAGGAUUAUCCUCUGGAAGAAAUCUUGCAAAAGGAUUUGAAGAAAGUUUUGGUACUGAAAAAAGAUUUGACCAAUGAAAAGAAAUGCUGUGGUUAUCAUACGAAAUUUCUAUCAAUAACAUAUUGGCAUGAGGAAUAUGCCAAAGAUUUAUUGAAAAUCUUGGCGGAUAUCUUAAGAUUUAAGAGAUAUAAUAAAAUGGUGUUUCCCCUAAACAUAACUGUGGGUGAAUCUUUAUUUUAUGAAGAUAUUUAUAAAUUAACUCAACAGGAACUCAUUGAUAUACCAGCCAGUUUGAUACUUAGCACUAAAUUGUGGAGUUUACACAAAAAACUUAGAUCCUAUACUAUACGAUUUAAUGACAUCUUGAUGAAUUUAAAUAUUGUGUCUGGCAUGUUUGGUGGCUCCUUUAAACUACUGCCAAAUCCUUCAAAAAGUUUACGUUUAUUAUAUAUCAGCACAUUCCUUUCCGGUUUAACUUAUACAAUUAUAUUAUCCACAAGAAUGCAAGUCUUUCUUACAUAUCCUUAUACCUAUCGCAUAAAAAGUUUAAAAGAUUUAUCUUUCUAUAAUUUACGUGUCUUAAUUCCUAAAAACGAUUACCUAUAUAUGAUGCAAUAUUAUAAUUUUUCAUCUGAACGUAUGUCCAUAAUCUUCAAAGUUGCUCAAAACUAUAAGGAAUUUUCUCAAGCUCAAUCUUCUCUCAAUACUUCAUAUGCCUAUCCCAUUUCUUCGUCUCUUUGGUUUAUGUAUAAUGCUCUCCAAACUUAUAGGAAUAAACCGAUAUUUCGUUUAACUCGGAUGUGCUUUCCUAACACGUCUCUCAUGACCUUCGUUUUACCUCCUGAUUCAUUGUUUAUGGAUUCGUUAAAUCGUUUGAUUACACGUGCACGUGAUAUGGGCCUAUUGGAAUUUUGGCUUAAGACCAGCUAUAUUGAUUUAGUGAAAAUGAAAAUGAUAUAUUUGCAGAAAGAUCGUAUAGUUGUAAAAAAGUCUGUAAUGGGAAAUAUUAUGGUAUCGAUUUUGGAACAAAAGAAAUAA